Messenger RNA from Prunus armeniaca (apricot), 555 nucleotides. The record is from the annotation of a GenBank genome assembly. NCBI's taxonomy places the organism in Eukaryota, Viridiplantae, Streptophyta, Magnoliopsida, Rosales, Rosaceae.
AUGGCUGGAUCUGGAAGUUCUGAGGUACGAACUCCGAUCUUUUCCGGUGAGAACUACGAGUUCUGGAGGAUCAAGAUGGUGACAAUCUUCAAAUCUCUUGGGCUGUGGGGUCUGGUAGAAAAGGGGAUUCCAGUCUCUGAUUCGAAGAUGAAGACCAAGAAAGUUGAAGAAUCAUCGGAGGAAGAAGCUGAAGCAGAGAUGUGUGUUGUGCUCAUGAAGGAUGCAAAGGCACUGGGCAUCAUACAAAACGCUGUCUCUGACCAGAUCUUCCCUCCGAUUGCAAAUGCCGAUUCAGCAAAAAUGGCUUGGACUCUGCUCUACAGUGAAUAUCAUGGAGGUGAUCAGGUUAGAUCUGUAAAGCUUCAGAAUCUUAGACGAGAAUUUGAGUAUAUGAGGAUGCGUGAAGGUGAACAACUUACUGCAUAUCUUACUCGAUUAAAUGAAUUGAUAAAUCAAAUGAAAACAUUUGGAGAGGUGUUAUCAAACGAGAGGCUGGUUCAAAAGGUGUUAAUCAGUCUUAGUAGAGUUUAUGAUCCCAUCUGUUUGGAUUAUUAA